CGUGGCGUCUGCCUGUGUGAGGAGGAGGAAAGAUGGCGGAGGAGGAGAAGCUCCCCGCGGGCUGGGAGAAGCGCAUGAGCCGCAGCUCCGGGCGUGUCUAUUAUUUCAACCACAUUACAAAUGCCAGCCAAUGGGAGCGGCCCACUGGGAACAGCAAGAACGGGCAAGGGGAGCCCACGAAGGUGCGAUGCUCGCACCUCUUGGUGAAACACAACCAGUCUAGGAGGCCCGCAUCGUGGAGGGAGGAUAAGAUCACUCGGAGCAAGGAGGAGGCCCUGGAGCUAAUUAAUGGCUACAUCCAGAAGAUCAAAUCUGGGGAGGACUUUGAAUCCCUCGCGUCCCAGUUCAGUGACUGCAGCUCGGCUAAGGCAGGAGGAGACCUGGGUGCUUUUGGAAGGGGUCAAAUGCAGAAACCUUUCGAAGAUGCCUCGUUUGCACUGAGGACUGGAGAGAUGAGCGGACCAGUAUUCACAGAUUCAGGGAUCCAUAUCAUCCUACGCACGGAGUGAAAGUGCCUUGGCCGACCUACUUGGAAAGGAAAGGGUGGUGGGAAAAAUAUAUGAGCAAGAGAACCCCGAUUCCAACCCUCUGCACACUCUCUGUCUUUGAACAAAUUUCAUAUCUAGCUUUUAACACCCCCCCUCCCAUAUCUCUAAUACCGUCCUCGGCACCUUGAUGCAACGUUUUUCCCCCCACCCAUAGAGAUGCAUGGUUAGCUGAGGCUGAAAAUACAAUCGAAACAAAGAGACAGUCGCAUCUUUCAUAGGCUUAGUAAGGAGGAUGUUUUAAAGAAAAAAUAAAUAAAUCCACAGCCGCUUGAGUUCGAUAUUGACGAUUCCUUCAGUUCAGGAGACACAUCUGUGCUACAGGGUCAUACUUCAAUGCUUUCACUCCACAUCCAACUUAUAAUAGAGUUAUUUAUUAUGGGGCUCCACUGAUAGUGGCAAAACUUAGCUCUCAGUGUUUUAGACAGAACGAAAAUCGCCUCCCUCCAGGGCCCUCCUGGUGUAGAAUAAGAAGUAGUAAAGCCCCCAACUCUUCCACCCUCAUCACGCCUGUAUUCAACCACAUUUGCUUUUCCAAAUUGCAUGACGAUUGAUCAAUUGCUCUUGGAGCAAUUCUUCUGCAGCAUAGCCCAGAAGAUUCCCUUCAAAACAAUUAACUAAAAAAAAAAAAAUCUACUACACCCUGUCUGAGCCACGAUUCUGUACAUAGGGAGCCUGUUGCCCGCAAGGGCUUUCCCUUCUGUCUAGGAGAGAGAGAUGCAGAUGGCACCGCCCCUCCAUUGAAUGGGGAAACCUGCGUGUGCAGGAAUCUCGUAUAUGCUCCAGACUGUAUCCAAACAGAUUUUUUUUUUAUUAUUACACCUUCCAGGUGUUGGCUUCUUAUAAGCUUUCGCAUUGACUCAGACCUUGUCAAUGUGUUUUUAGGAUCAGCGAAAGCAGUAACCAUUGGUAUCCUUCCCACGCAGGUACCUCCCCCCUCCCCCCCGUAAGGGUAAACAUUUUUACCCCUGUAAAAUUACGUUAGGAUAAAUUGUGCAUUUAACCAUUCCUGUAUGUGGUUCUUGUUGUUGAAGUCCAUCCCAAGGGAGGGCUGUUAGCUAUAGAGUUCUGGUUUUUUUUUUUCCUUUUUUUUUUUUAAAGAGGCAGGUCACGAUCCAUGCGUGAUUUUAAAAAAAGAAAGCAUUGUCAAGUCACUGUUUUUCGGUUACGUUGCAUUGCUUUCUGUUUAGUAAAAUCAAUUAAGAUUCCUACCGAGUUCUUCGCUUUGGCCUGCAAGCAAGCUUUUGUGUAUAUAAAUGUAUAGAGAGAGUGUUCCAGUUCUCUUACGCAAGAAAAAUAAAAACCCUCACCAAAUAAA
Messenger RNA from Eublepharis macularius, 1863 nucleotides. It is a transcript of the gene PIN1, whose product is annotated as peptidylprolyl cis/trans isomerase, NIMA-interacting 1. The record is from RefSeq and is a predicted model, not a curated record. Gene Ontology annotation, cellular component: cytosol; nucleus. Lineage: Eukaryota; Metazoa; Chordata; Lepidosauria; Squamata; Eublepharidae. Bases 33 to 509 code for a protein of 158 amino acids. Gene Ontology annotation, molecular function: peptidyl-prolyl cis-trans isomerase activity; protein binding. The transcript has 4 exons.